Molecule: messenger RNA, 1842 nt
Organism: Hyaloperonospora brassicae
Lineage: Eukaryota; Oomycota; Peronosporomycetes; Peronosporales; Peronosporaceae
Source: the annotation of a GenBank genome assembly
AUGUUGAACAUGAACGAAACCCGUCGUCGGGCGUCGCAGUCCCUUGUCACGCCUUCAUCGCCACCAUCGCCACCACGAAUGAACCUGAAGACCCUGCACAAGUCUUCGAGCUUUCUGCUGGCAAAGCUCAACGUCUUCCGACCGCGCACAAAGCGUACGGAAAAUGACGCAGACAGUCGAUGGGAAGCAGCUGGACAGGGUAGCAACCUGAACCCGAUUCGGCGUGUCAGUGUAGUCGCGCGAUCGUGUGACGCCAACGAUGCCGACGUGCACUCGGACGUAGCAAAGGCGUCGGCGAUUCCAACGAUCCGUCGAGAACAGAGCGACAAAGUGAUUCGUUGGAGUGACAUCAACACUGGGGAUGAGACCGAUGAGGCCGAAACAUCUUCGAGUGAGAAGUCCUCCGUGUGUCCCUGGAAACAACUUGCCCCGACCGUGAAGAGCGAAAUCAGCCAAGUCACCGUCAUGUACUCCAUCUCGUUCUACCCGUGGAAGAUGGAGCCACACUGCUACUACUCGCAUCCCGAAGCCGCGGCAAAUUGGGUCCCCGACACGGCCAGUACCCGCUGUCAGACUUGUCUAGCAGCGUUCACCCUCACACGUCGACGGCACCACUGCCGACUCUGCGGGCAUCUCGUGUGUGCCAACUGCUCUCAUGACCGAACGUAUUUGCCGUUCACGGGCUCCGCUCCUAGCCAGCACCGACUCAUCAAGGAUGGCGCCCCUCAGCGCACAUGCAGCGCUUGUGCAAGUACGCUUCACAACAUGGCUGCACAAGACGAUCCUCGAGUCAAGCGCUUUACCAUUGCUGUAUCUUCGGCACGACAGCGGAAACCCGUUGCAUCAGCGCUGUCGAUUUCGUCAGCUCGGUCGGCAGUAGCGGUAGACGUCGAGCGCCCGUCGCCAUGGUUAAGGCGCACUGGUCUGGCGUUCACGGACAGCGAUGUCGAGGACGAAGACAUGUUCCCCGCAUCGAUGCCAGCGCUGCAACUGGAUCGAGGCUCGCACCGACCUGUGCACCAAUGCUCGCUUCGGCUUUCACUCAUUCGGGCAGGAGAGCUGGAUGAUAUCUUGAGCGCGCAAAUAGGUUCGCAGGCGCUCGCAGCAGUCGAUCGUCGGGGCAAUGCUAGCGUCCGACAAUAUGUCAUCAGCUCGGCGUGGCUUCACCAGUGGCUGCGGUACGUCCGUGUGAAUCCACUCAGCAAUGCUGAAGGCGAUACCGCGGGCUCCUUGUCCACACAGCAAGUGACGUACGAGAACUACCGAAACAAGGCACAGCGGCAGAAACCGACUGCAAAGACCUCGCGACCGGUAAGAGCUGCUCGACCGGGGCACGUGGCAAAUUACAUUCUCUUGGACUUUGUCAACGGUGAGCUGGUGCCCAAGCCCAACUUGCAACGAAGCAGAGGAAGUCACGUUGGAGGAGACUACCGCGUUGUGAGUCAGGAAGUCUGGACCGCCUUCUUGGGGCUCUAUGGCGGUGGACCGAGCAUCCAAGUGUCUCUCAGCAACGAUGCCGUUAUUGAAGCGGCAGCACCGAAGAACGACCAACAUCGACAGUCAGUGCAUCCGCCAUGGAUCAUUUCGGAGCUAGAAAGCUCGGUACCCGCUCCAGCAGCAUCUCCAUCGAUUGACAACUGCUCGUCGUCGUUGAGAGAGGGCGCAACGCAACGACGUGAAAAGGAAGUUAUGCUCAAUAGCAUCCAAAACACAAAUACGAGAUCGAUGCCAAGACGCCACUCUGCUCAUGGAAAGCACUUGGCCUCCGCCGCUUCUCCGUCGACGCAAAUGGAAAGACAACGAGUUCUGCUGUCGAAGACGAAGCACACUCGUGUCGUGUAA